Molecule: messenger RNA, 2496 nt
Organism: Saprolegnia parasitica CBS 223.65
Lineage: Eukaryota; Oomycota; Saprolegniomycetes; Saprolegniales; Saprolegniaceae
Exons: 4
Coding region: 1-2496 (831 amino acids)
Biological process (GO): chloride transmembrane transport
Molecular function (GO): chloride channel activity
Source: RefSeq, a predicted model, not a curated record
AUGUACAGCAGCUCGUCGCCGCAAGAGGCCGCGGGCGACGCGAUCGCGGGCAUGCGCUUUGGCGACGACGUCUUCUACUCGCCCAAGCGGCCGCCGCCGAAGGGCGUGUACCGGUACCUCACGGGCGCGGCCCACGCGCGCCAGCACGCGAGCUACGACUUUGCGGUCGUCACGACCACGUUGACGCCCGACGACGCCGACGCCGUCCAGUGCCACCUCGUCGAGCCGCUCGUGGACCACGGGCUGCACGUCGACGUCAUCGAGGCCGUCGAUGGCACGUACUUUAUCCUGAUGGUCCGCGCGCCGGACGAGAUUGUCGUGCGCCACGCCAAGAAGCUCAAGCUGCAAAUGUGGCUGCGCUGCGGCAACGCGCGAGAGCUGGACGCGACGCUGCUUGAAGACGCUGGCAUGAACCCCGCGGAUCGCAUCCAGGUCGUGGACCACUUGGUCCGGGAAGGUGCCAAGAUUACCGAAAGCGCCAAGCACGUGCGCCGCGUCUUUCCCGUGCACGACGCGGCGCGCAACGACGAGCUUCUCACCAAGUACAUUGCGAGCGCGAAGCUCGAGAUGGAGAUUCAGUCGGACGCGUUCUGUGCCCACGUCAAGACGUACUUUGGCGAGAAAGUCGCGUUCUACUUUUGCUUUCUCGACUAUUACAACAAAUCGCUCUUCCCCAUCGCGCUCGUCGGCGUCCUCCUCACGAUCGCGCGGCCCUUCCUCGGUAUUGUGCUCUACAUGCGCGUGCUCGUCGUCUGGGGCUUCCUCGUCUCGGUCGUCUGGAGCUUUUGGUUCCUCAAGAGCUGGCUGCGCAAGACCAAGGAGCUCAACUUCAACUGGCGCAACAACUUUAACGCGACGUUCACGGUGUACCCCAACCCUACGUUUCACGGCGCCCCGUGCACGAACCCGAUCACGGGCCUCCCGGAUCUCUCGUACCCGGGCUGGAAGCGCUACCCGACGUACGCGGCCGUCGUGCUCUUCAUGCUUGUUCAGAUUGCCAUCAUGAUGCUCUUCAUUGCCGCGUGGCUCACCAUCUUUGAAGGCUUGAAGGUGCGGUACCCGACCACCGGGCUCUUUAGCGUCCAGUGGUGGACGAUCCUCGGCGGUGGCAUCGUCUUUGGCUUGUUUGUCGACGUCUUCCAAUGGAACGUGGUCGUGACGCGCGCCGCGCGUCUCCUCACGCGCUGGGAAAACUGGAAGACGAUGGAGCAGUACGAGCGCUCGUUGAUCCGGAAGCUCUUUUGCAUGGACUUUCUCAACUACUACACGUGGUUCUUCCUCCUCGCGUUCGUGUACGUGAUUCCCGGCGCCGGCGACUGGAUCACGAACGCCCUCAACUCGAUUCUGUACAAGGAUCCGGUCAACUGCUGCUUUGGCCCGCACUUGCACAAGGCCUCCAACGUGUGUCUGUCGUGCCCGAGCCCGUGGACAGGCCACCACACGGUCGCCAACCCACGUCAAUGCAUCCCCUGCGUUGGCUGGAUCACGUUUGACCGCGCGCAUUUGGACCUCGAGACGCUUUUUCUGACGCCCAUCAUCGUCACCCAAGGCCUCAACCUCCUCAUUGCCGUCGGAUGGCCGUGGUGCGUCCGGCGGCGCCACCACGCGGUCCGCGCCCGCACCGACAAGCAAGCGCUCUCGAUCGUUCGCGACGACGAGAGCUCCAAGCGCGCCGUCCUCGGCGCGCUCGACUACAACGAGAGCAAGCACGCGACGCUCGCCAACGACUCGCGGGCGCGGUUCCUCUCGCGCGGCCCGUACCUCGAGGCCCUUCUCCGCUUGGCGCGCGACGUGUUGUACCAAGCCGAGCAGCCGACGUACGACCCGUACGAAGACUACCACUGCGCCGCCGUCCAGUUUGGAUUCGUCGUGAUGUUUUCGAUGCUCUGGCCGCUCAUGCCGCUCGCGUGCCUCGGCAUCAACGCGCUCAAGUGGCGCGCCGACGGUGUCCGCCUCGUCCGGACGCUCCAGCGGCCUUUUCCCCGCAAAGCCAACGGGAUUGGCGAGUGGUAUGUGGUCUUGGUGGUGCUUGCUUGCGUCGGCGUCGUUGUCUACACCGCGCUCGUCUUUGUCUCGACGGGCGCGGCCGAGUUUUUCGUGCCCGAGUGCGCCGAGACCAUGGUCCUCGGCGGUGCGUUCCGGUUUGGUCCGUCGUUUGCGUGCUUUUCGCUCACGGCGCGCAUCGUCAUGGUGCUGGUGACGGAGCAUUUGCUCUUUGUGUUGAUUUGGAUCUUUUGGAAGACGGUCGGGAGCGUCCCGCGCUGGCUCGCGCUCGAGUGGCAGCGCCAAGAGUACAGCUUUAAACGCUCGCUGUACGAAGCGCGGAGCGGCGAGCUCCACCUUGGCGCGAUCACGGCCCAGCACAGUAGCAGCAGCAGCCACCUCGAUGCGAUGGUGGCGCCACGCGAGACGACGCCGCUUCUGCUUCGCAAGCCUUCCCAUACAGCGACGACCAAGGCGCUCGCAGAGAUGUGGGACGGCAAAGACGCAGCGUAG